AUGAUGAAUCGUUUGGUAACAUUGCUGUUUGCUGUGUGUGUAAUCUAUUCUGUACAAGGUUCCGUGGACAAGCUUUUGAAGGUACAUGUAUGCACUCAAUGUACUACUUUCGUCUGUUCACGAGCAAACGUAUAAGAAAGCGUUGUGUCAUUACCUAACAGAAAUUUCCCUUAUUCAGAUUAAAAGAGAAGCGUUGCUGAGUUCAAGGUUAUCACAAGGUGAGAAAGAUCACGACGCAUUUGAUAUCGUGCGCGAUUGCGCGUUCAUUUUUGCAUGAAUUGCGUUAGCAUGAAUAUUGAAUUCAUCAUUUCAAAAUCAAGUUUAGCGAAAAUUUUAAGCCAGUUUCAUCUUAGAUUAUAAACACCUUAUGAGAUGAACGAUUAUUAUUUUGCACUAGGGAAAACAAAUAUUAGUACGAUUCCAAAAGGCAAAACUUUUUUAACCGAUGUUUAAACUGAUGUUUGUUGUUUUAGAUACGACGAGCGAUGUUCACAGUAGAGCGCGACGUUCAUCAAAAAGUAGCUAUCUCUUUUUUGACAACAGGAGUGGACGCACAGUUCAGGUAUCAAAAUAAAUCAAAGUAAAGCUGAGCCAUCAGAGACGUAGCGAAGCAUCUGAAGUUGGGGGCGGAGGAUUUUACCUAAAAUUUGAACUUCAAUGUUAAAAAUUUACCUGAAGUAUAAUAAUUAUAAUAUUGACUUCCACUGUCGAUAAGUUUCCGAAAAAAAAGGGGGGGAUCCUCCCCCAGGCCACUGCAUUGCGCAUUUCUGGUGUUUGCAUUGCGCGUUUCUGGCGUUUUCUAAAGCUAAUUCGCAAACGAAUUGGAUCUAAAUUGACUGUAUUUUACAAAAAUGGUUAUCAUUUCACGUCCCUGAAAGCCAUAGUUGCCCCCAUAGGAAUACUGCCGACUGCGUAGAUGGGUUUCGUUUACCAAACGGCGCGAACAGAAGGCCGAAUUAAUGUUCAAAGCGUUCAAAUGACUGACCGGCUAAAAGAGAGUUAUCUCGGAGAGUUACUGUAUACUCAAGCCAUUCAAAGCUGGAUUAGCUAACCCCAGCAUUCGCUGUUAACUCACGCUUAAUGAAACACACCAUUAAUGAAAGGUAUGCUCUAAAUUUUUGUACAAUUUACUUGUAAUCACAGUCUCACUAUGAGAUAAGCCAAAAAUGAACGCAAUAUAAACGACCAAAAACGCAAUACGUGUAAUUUCGGCGUGUGCGCAUUUACGCACAUCGAAACUGAACGGAGAUAAUCCUACGAGCUCGCGUAUGGCAAAUGAAACAGGAAAACUUUUCAUACGGAUUCCCCUAGCUGUACCUUAAUACUUUCCCAACAAUGAAUGGUUGUACUAAAUAAUAGUAACAAAAUAUUUGCAAAUAUCUUGACAGUUGUGGGGGCGCCGUGGAAAACAGUGGCAAAAAUUUGUACAACUUGGAGCGCAUAAAACAAUUCAAAUAAAUACGUUUGUUAGCGACAAGUGGAGAGCAACGGACGCGGAAACGAAUGAAGUUUUUGUGAUAAAUAGUAAAAAGAAAUACAGACCUAAAGUCAACACAAAAGACACCAGAGCUGUCUGUAUCAUAAAACGAAAAGGUUAGAAGAUUAUCUGUUUUAUUUUCAGUAUUACUUCAAGUCAUAUUGCAUCCAAUUCACAGACACAUGUAUAAUUUAAAUGCUUGGUUACCUUUGUUCCAUUCUAUGCUUACAUUAUCAGAACAGUGGUAACUAGGCAUGUGAGUUAUCAAUUCACUCAUAUAUAACAAAAUGGGACUAAACUGCUAUUAAUGGCAUAAAAACACAACACAAAAACAACAUAAAAAACUUUCAAUUCUUUGUCCUAUAUUAAUUUCGUCUUUCGUCUUUUUCAGGUCAAAGAAACACGGAUAUAAAAGCGUACAUAGAGACGUUAGUAGUCUUGGAUAAAACUGUGCGAGAUCAGUUUGAUAGCGACAGUGAAGCUGAAAAAUAUGUUGAAGUCUUACUCAUGUUGGUAAGUCAAUGAACAUUCUUCGGUAUGAAAGCUCUUGCAUCAUUUUCCAUAAUCCUCUUCAUCACGCCUUCUUAUACUUCGUCUCCCUUGUGAUGUUUUUGAUCUUAGAUACUCUUAAACGUCUUAGCAAACGUUUCUCUUCUUUUUAUUUUUAGUCUUCAAAUGCAUAUAAACACGAAUCUUUAACCCAGCAUGGACUCAAAAUUGAUAUAGUUCCUUCGGAAAUAGUGAUUCUAAAGGUAUGCGUAAAUCAAUUGCAUAUUUAAGCAACACAGCUUUUGUUUAGGUACUCCAAAUUCCUCCUGUACUGCUGUAGUAACACUGGAUCAAAAAGAGAUGGUCCUUGCUGGCUCUCUAGGAAGAACAGUUUAGAACUGAUAGAGCUAUCCAGUAUAAAUAAAGUUAGUUUAGUUUAGGUUUCCUCCUGUAGUAACACUGGAUCAAUAAGAGAUGAUCCUUACUGGAUCUCUAGGAAGAACAGUUUAGAACUGAUAGAGCUAUCCAGUAUAAAUAAAAUUAGUUUAGUUUAGGUUUCCUCCUGUAGUAACACUGGAUCAAUAAGAGAUGAUCCUUACUGGACCUCUAGGAAGAACAGUUUAGAACUGAUAGAGCUAUCCAGUAUAAAUAAAGUUGGUUUAGUUUAGGUUUCCUCCUGUAGUAACACUGGAUCAAUAAGAGAUGAUCCUUACUGGACCUCUAGGAAGAACAGUUCAGAACUGAUAGAGCUAUCCAGUAUAAAUAAAGUUAGUUUAGUGUAGGUUUCCUCUUGUAGUAACACUGGAUCAAUAAGAAAUUAUCCUUACUGGACUGCUAGGAAGAACAGUUUAGAACUGAUGGAAGCUAUCCAGUAUAAAUAAAGUUAGUUUAGUUUAGGUUCCUCCUGUAGUAACACUGGAUCAAUAAGAGAUGAUCCUUACUGGACCUCUAGGAAGAACAGUUUAGAACUGAUAGAGCUAUCCAGUAUAAAUAAAGUUAGUUUAGUUUAGGUUUCCUCCUGUAGUAACACUGGAUCAAUAAGAGAUGAUUCUUACUGGACUGUAGGAAGUAGUAGUUUAGCACUAAAUUUAUAAUAAUUUAUAACUACUUUUUUCAGCAUGAAGUAAAGUUUGAUAUCUCUAAGAAACGCGAUAAUCUUUACACUGCAUGUGAUGUCAUGAAUAAACAAGAAAAGGUUAUUGGUUCCAAAAAAUUUGAUCAUAAAUUAUUCCUGACAAGGUAAGAUCUUGUGAUCUCUUGUUCCACAAUGUUGUAUAAAUGUGCUUUAACCGAUGGUAUUAAACUGACGAGAAGACAAUGAAUUAAUUCAAAUAUUUUAUUAUUUUUUACAGGAAUCAAUUUGGAGCAGCAGGUAGGAACCUUUCAACUAUUUACGAAAAAAACCCCGAUAAAAUUCAAACCAUUACACCAAAAUAAAUUUCUGGUUUUUAUCGACAUAUUACCUGUCUUAUUCUUUCAACACAGUCUUGAUUGCAAUAGAAAUAAAGGACCUAAGUUAAAACAUUAAAAAACCUAGUAUAUACAAAUAAUAACACAGCUUCUUCGGUGAUACGCCAUAUUGUUUAUUGCGUAUUUCUUAGUUCAGCCGCAGAAAUGAAGGAAAUGAGAUUCAUCUAACAAAAAGUUCCUGUAUUUUUAGGUUUUGCAAGACGUGAGACAAUGUGCAGUCGUUAUAGCAGUUGUUCCAUCGUGUUUGAUCAUGGAUUCCAUGCAGCAUAUAUGGUUGCACAUGAAAUUGGUCACUCGUAAGUUACUUCUAUCAGUUCAUAGUUUUUCAAGAUUAUUACCAAGAAGGGUCAUUCCUUACUGCUGCAGUGUUACUACAGGAGGAGUAGCACCAUACAACCAAACACUAAUACACAUUAAAUAUAUAUAGUUGAAACGAUAGAGCAUAGUGUAUAAUAAGUUUAUGCAACUGUUGUUAAUUUAGGCUUGGUUUAUUAGAUGGAAAUUUCCCGCAAUAUUCGCGUUACAUUAUGAACGGUAUCGUGGACUCUCUCUUCAACAGUCACCGCUGGUCAACCGAAAGUCAGCGGACAAUGCUCAGCAAUAUAAGGUGGGACAUUGUAAUAGAUUUUCCUAAAGCUCUAGUAUGGGAUCAUCAAAGGUAUUUUAGACUGCAUGAAGGACCAUUUUAAACCGCAGAAUCCUAACAAACCUAACCAAAACUAGUUUUAUUUAUAGCUUUGCGUAAGUUGUGGAUAGCUUUAUCAGUUUUAACAGUUGUUCUUCCUAGAGGUCCAGUUAGAGCCAUCUCUUAUUGAUCCAGUGUUACUACAGGAGGAAACCUAAACUAAACUAACUUUAUUUAUACUGGAUAGCUCUAUCAGUUCUAAACUAUUCUUCCUAGAGGUCCAGUAAGGAUCAUCUCUUAUUGAUCCAGUGUUACUACAGGAAGAAACCUAAACUAAACUAACUUUAUUUAUACUGGAUAGUUCUAUCAGUUCUAAACUGUUCUUCCUAGAGGUCCAGUAAGGAUCAUCUCUUAUUGAUCCAGUGUUACUACAGGAGGAAAUCUAAACUAAAUUAACUUUAUUUAUACUGGAUAGCUGUAUCAGUUCUAAACUGUUCUUCCUAGAGGUCCAGUAAGGAUCAUCUUUGAUUGAUCCAGUGUUACUACAGGAGAAAACCUAAACUAAAAUAACUUUAUUUAUACUGGAUAGCUCUAUCAGUUCUAAACUGUUCUUCCUAGAGGUCCAGUGAUGGUCAUCUCUUAUUGAUCCAUUUUUUCUACAGGAGGAAACCUAAACUAAACUAACUUUAUUUAUACUGUAUAGUUCUAUCAGUUCUCUAAAACAAGUUUUGAUGUUUUCAUUUCGUUUUAUAGAAAGUACGAUUAUUGUCUUGGUAAUGAAGCAAGCGCGGAAAAUAACUAUCCGUAUCCUGGCGAGUAUUUCUCGUUUGAAAAACAAUGCGAGUUGGAAUUCAAUGCCACGUACACAGCAUGGAAACCGUCACGAUGGGAGGUAUGUUGCUCACGUGAUACCUAUCAUAUUACACAAUCAGACCAUGAUUAAACUAACGUCCGAAUGUCUUAUAUUUCAAGCCUGGAGAACCAUGUGCAAAAUUAAGAUGCAGAAUGCCAGGUAGAUGGUCAUUUCUCACCAGGACAUCUGGCUCUCCUGCUCUCGACGGAACCGAAUGUGGUGAAAACAAG
This is a messenger RNA of Paramuricea clavata, 5144 nucleotides long. The record is from the annotation of a GenBank genome assembly. NCBI's taxonomy places the organism in Eukaryota, Metazoa, Cnidaria, Anthozoa, Malacalcyonacea, Plexauridae.